This is a messenger RNA of Rhincodon typus (whale shark), 780 nucleotides long. It is a transcript of the gene lsm5, whose product is annotated as LSM5 homolog, U6 small nuclear RNA and mRNA degradation associated. Gene Ontology annotation, molecular function: RNA binding. NCBI's taxonomy places the organism in Eukaryota, Metazoa, Chordata, Chondrichthyes, Orectolobiformes, Rhincodontidae. Gene Ontology annotation, cellular component: U6 snRNP; U4/U6 x U5 tri-snRNP complex; Lsm1-7-Pat1 complex. The coding region runs from base 115 to 360 and encodes 81 amino acids. The transcript has 3 exons. Gene Ontology annotation, biological process: mRNA splicing, via spliceosome. The record is from RefSeq and is a predicted model, not a curated record.
GUUGAUUGGCUGCUCCGUCACCCCGAUGUCAUCACGCACGGUCGCCGGCCGACGCGCGCUCUCCGAUUGGCUCGGGCGGUGCGCAGGCGCGGAGUUGCUGCGCUCUUGGUCAAGAUGGCGCUGAAUGCAACGAAUCCGUCCCAGCUGUUACCUCUAGAGUUGGUGGACAAAUGCAUUGGCUCACGGAUUCAUAUUGUUAUGAAAAACGAUAAGGAGAUUGUAGGAACACUUCUUGGUUUUGAUGAUUUUGUCAACGCACCUCUCAAAAAGGCAAGCCUCUUCAGCGAAAGUUUUAUUUUAAAGAAAGGUGAACGUAAAAAACUGGGCCAAGAGUCUGAAUUAAGGGAUAUUGCAAGAUGACUUGUUGUAUCCACUGGAUUUUCAGUGAAGCAAUUCAAUGAUAAAUAUCCAGCUCUGAUUACGACUACAUUCAACUUGAAUCUUUGGGGAUUCAGUGCUGUUCCCCCCUGCCCCUUUCAGGUUUUAUCAGGUAUACAGAAAUACUGGUAUUUGGAAGCUUUGUCAGUUUGCGGGAACUUCUGACUUUCCAACUAUCAGCUGUGUUUUGGCAAUGGCCUGGGUUUUAAGUUUUUUUUUAAGAAUUUCUAGUUUGUGUAUAGUAUAUUCUGUCAUGGGGAAAAGUGCUUGUUUGUGUGUCAAUGAAAUGAUACCAGUAUUGGCAUGCAGAUCAUCAAAUCCCUUCAAAUGUUCAACACUAAUAAAGCCUUGCACCUUAUUUUACCCUUUUCUGUUUAAUUAGUUUUUCUCAUCCUUGCUUCU